AUGAAGGUCUACACAGUCAUCGCGCUCUUUGCGGCUACUGCCGUAGUAGCUCAGACGGAUAGUCAGACUGAUAGUCAGACGGAUACCCAAACUGAUACUCAGACUGAUACCCAGGAUGCUACAGCUGCAGCUACAGCUACGGCCGCCGUAACCGCAACUGGUACGGCCGUCGCCCGCGCGACUAGCGAUGGCACGGACGCCGCUACUAGCAGCAGCGCAAGUGAUGCUGUUGUCAGCUCAGGCACCGACGCUGCUAACAGUGCUGUCAACAGUGCUACUGACGCUGGCGCUAGCGCUACUAGCGAUGCAGUUGCAGAAGCCACUGGCAGCGAUGUCGUUGCUGCUACUAGUACCGGUGACGCUACAUCUCCUACCACCAUCAUUGUUGCUCAGAGCACAACCGAGGCGGGAUCCUCUGCCGUGGCCGAAACUGAUAUCGCCAACACCACCGCUGCUCAGGAAGCAGGUACCACGGCCGCGGUUGAAACGGCAUCAGCCGCAUCUGGAACGGCUGGAACUGCUGUUGCCUCUGCAUCCUUCAGCUCAGGAUCGAAUGAUAAUGAUACUUUUGCGACCAGCGUUACCGAUAGCGGAGAGGCUACUGCCACUCCAUCUGGCCCUACCCACUUUCGACAUCGACGAUUCGUCUGA
Messenger RNA from Daldinia childiae, 651 nucleotides. RefSeq lists its product as uncharacterized. The transcript has a single exon. The record is from RefSeq and is a predicted model, not a curated record. The coding region runs from base 1 to 651 and encodes 216 amino acids. NCBI's taxonomy places the organism in Eukaryota, Fungi, Ascomycota, Sordariomycetes, Xylariales, Hypoxylaceae.